AUGGACAACCUACCUCGCCUGGAUGUUAUCUGGGCGAAGCCUUGGCUUCUGCUCUCGGCUGCCUUGCUCAGUCUGCUGGUCAUCAAACGACUAUUUUUUCAAGGCAGGAGCGAUGGCUAUGUGCUUCCACCCGGUCCCAAGCGCCUUCCUCUCAUUGGCAAUCUACUGGACAUGCAACCCCAGGAGGGGCAGCCGGAAUUUCAACACUGGCUUAGCCACAGAGAACAGUUUGGUCCUAUGAGCUCCGUUGGCAUCAUGGGACAAAACGUGAUUCUCCUUCACGAUCGAGAGGCGGCCCGAUUUCUCCUGGAGAAGCGCUCCAAGAGUACAUCGUCGCGACCGCACAUGGAGUUUGGCCACAACAUGUGCGGCUUCAAAAACCUGCUAUCGGUGCAGAAAUAUGGCACCAGCUACGUCCGGCGUCGGCGGCUUGUUCACCAGUAUCUCGGUACUCAGGUAGCGUCAGAUCGGUAUCACAGUCUCCAGGAAGUAAAGUCUGAAAAGCUGCUCCAGCGGGUGCUGGAGUCGCCCGAGGCGCUGAUGGAUCACCUCCAAGGCUUUUCGGCCAGCGUCAUUCUCGACGCUAUAUAUGGCUACACGCUUGAGUCUACCGGCAGCCUCGACCCGCUUGUCGAGCUUAUACAGCGCAUGCUCGACAAUGCCACGAAAGCCUUUCUGCCCACCGCAUGGUUCGUUGAUGUCGUGCCGGCGAUGCGGUACAUUCCUGGCUGGUUUCCGGGUGCUUCUUUUGUGCGGACGGCCAAGAAGUGGAAGCAGACAUGCGAGGAUGCCGCCAACACGCCCCUCGCCUUUGUCAAGAAGCAGAUGCAGAGCGGCACCCAUCGCCCGUCGUACGUCUCCAACAUUUUGGAGAAUAUCGGCAGCACAGAGAACGGGGGCGAUGACGCCGACGGCAAGCCUACCAAGGAGCCUGCUAACGAGGAGGACAUCAAGUGGACUGCCGCCACCAUGUAUGGCGCUGGGGUGGAGACGACGUCGUCGUCUCUGGACGUCUUUGUACUGGCGAUGAUCUUGUUUCCAGACGUGCAGCGCACAGCGCAGCAGGAGAUUGACAGGGUCGUCGGCACAGGGCGUCUCCCAACCUUUCAGGACCGAGCCAGCCUGCCGUACACGGACAGUCUUGUCACUGAAAUCCUCCGGUGGUUCCCGGUGCUGCCCAUGGGCCUUCCGCACAUGGCGCAGGAAGACAUCGUCUACAAGCAGUACCUUAUCCCCAAGGGUUCAUACCUCCUCCCAGCGGCAUGGUGGUUCUGCCACGACCCAGAGUUCUACGCGGAUCCCGAGAAAUUCGACCCAGAACGAUACAUCGCGCCGCGCAGCGAACCGGAUCCCAGAGGUGUCAUUUUCGGCUUCGGUCGCCGAAUCUGCCCUGGUAGGUACUUUGCCGACUCCAACUUGUUCAUUGUCACUGCGCGCCUUCUGGCCGCUUUCAAAAUGAGUGCCGGCGUGGAUGAGCAAGGGCGCGAGAGGGUGGCUAAGCUUGGGUAUACCAUUUCGCUCACAACCCGUCCAGUCAAGUUUCCGGUCAGCAUUGCCCCGAGAAGUGACCAGCACGCCGCACUGGUCCGGGGCAUUUCGACCACUGUUUCUCAGUAG
Messenger RNA from Cordyceps militaris CM01, 1617 nucleotides. Its product is annotated as cytochrome P450 oxidoreductase OrdA-like protein. Gene Ontology annotation, molecular function: oxidoreductase activity, acting on paired donors, with incorporation or reduction of molecular oxygen; monooxygenase activity; heme binding. Bases 1 to 1617 code for a protein of 538 amino acids. Lineage: Eukaryota; Fungi; Ascomycota; Sordariomycetes; Hypocreales; Cordycipitaceae. The transcript has 2 exons. The record is from RefSeq and is a predicted model, not a curated record.